This is a messenger RNA of Oldenlandia corymbosa var. corymbosa, 1968 nucleotides long. Lineage: Eukaryota; Viridiplantae; Streptophyta; Magnoliopsida; Gentianales; Rubiaceae. The record is from the annotation of a GenBank genome assembly.
AUGGGUUAUGCUGAUUCUCAAAAGAAUGGAUAUGACGAUGGUAAUGGAGGAGGAUGGUUGAAAGGUCUAAUAAGGAGGAAACAGGUGGAUUCCACGCAAUCAAAGGCGUCAUCUUCAGCUUCUGCAGCUUCUGAUCAUCAUCAUGGUCACCAUCAAUUAGCUAAGGCUUUGACGAUUCCUCACCUUAUUGCUAUUGGAGUUGGUUCAACUAUUGGUGCUGGAGUCUAUAUCCUUGUUGGCACAGUUGCUAGGGAGCAUUCCGGUCCAGCCCUUACGUUUUCCUUCUUAAUAGCUGGUAUAGCCGCCGCUCUUUCGGCAUUCUGCUAUGCAGAACUUGCUAGUCGCUGCCCAUCUGCUGGAAGUGCCUACCAUUAUUCUUACAUUUGUGUUGGUGAAGGUGUUGCGUGGCUAAUUGGCUGGGCACUGAUAUUGGAAUACACAAUUGGAGGUUCUGCAGUUGCUCGUGGCAUUUCCCCAAAUUUGGCUUUGCUGUUUGGAGGUCCAGAUACCCUUCCUGCUUUUCUUGCCAGGCAAACCAUUCCUGGGCUUGAUGUUGUUGUAGACCCAUGCUCAGCACUCUUAGUUUUUAUUGUCACUGGCCUUCUGUGUAUAGGAAUUAAAGAGAGUGCAACGGUACAAGGAAUUGUCACCUUCGCAAACCUUUGUGCCAUGAUAUUUGUCAUUAUAGUUGGUGGAUACUUGGGUUUCAAGAGUGGAUGGCCUGGCUAUGAACUUCCUGUUGGUUAUUUUCCUUACGGAGUUGAUGGAAUGCUUGCUGGAUCAUCCACGGUGUUUUUUGCAUACAUUGGGUUUGAUUCAGUUGCGAGUGCAGCAGAAGAGGUGAAAAAUCCUCAACGAGAUUUGCCAGUUGGGAUUGGUGUUGCAUUGUCUAUAUGUUGCACUCUCUAUAUGCUGGUCUCUGCGGUUAUUGUUGGAUUAGUUCCUUAUUAUGCAAUGGAUCCUGAUACUCCCAUCUCAUCUGCAUUUGCUGCUCAUGGGAUUAAGUGGGCGGCAUAUAUAAUCACUUUGGGGGCUUGUACUGCUCUCUGCUCGACAUUGUUAGGUUCUAUCUUGCCACAGCCGCGAAUAUUGAUGGCAAUGGCUCGGGAUGGAUUGCUACCUUCAUUUUUCUCAGAUGUCAACAAGAAGACACAAGUUCCAGUCAAAAGCACUAUUGUGACCGGCUUGCUUGCUGGCAUUUUAGCCUUUUUCAUGGAUGUUGAGCAGUUGUCAGGAAUGGUGAGUGUUGGCACACUUCUUGCAUUCACAAUGGUUGCAAUUUCGGUGUUGAUACUCAGAUAUGUUCCUCCAGAUGUGGUUCCACUUCCGCCAUCUUUUCAGGAUGCAAUAGAGUCAGUUGCAGUGCACUAUUCUAGUGCUAGUGGUGGUGGGGCCAUCAAUGUGGAGAAUACUAAAAUACGCAUGUCCACGAACGAAAAAUCUCCACUUUUGGUUUGCAAGCAUGCAUCUGCUGAUCACCCUAUCUUACAGGGAGCAACCUCAAAACAUUGUUAUGUUCUAACUGAAGAGAACAGAAGGAAAGUUGCUGGAUGGACUAUUAUGCUUACUUGUGUCGGAGUGCUUAUCCUUACAUGUGCUGCUUCAAAUGUGGGUCUGCUGAGUUCCCUUCGAUAUACUCUCUGUGGACUUGGUGGUGCUCUGCUUUUGUUUGGUCUGAUAGUCCUCACUUCCAUAGACCAGGAUGAAGCUAGGCAUAGCUUUGGGAUCUCGGGAGGUUUCAUCUGUCCUUUUGUGCCUCUUCUACCUAUCGCCUGCAUUUUAAUCAACGUCUACCUGUUGAUUAAUCUCGGUUCCGCAACAUGGCUGCGUGUAUCAGUAUGGUUGGCUAUCGGAAUAAUUGUAUAUUUCUCCUACGGGCGUACCCACAGUUCAUUGCGAGAUGCAGUAUAUGUCCCUGCAGCUCAUGUUGAUGAAAUUUAUCAAAGUUCGUCUGAUUUGUUGGCAUAA